This is a messenger RNA of Daucus carota subsp. sativus, 1682 nucleotides long. Its product is annotated as probable E3 ubiquitin-protein ligase RHY1A. Gene Ontology annotation, cellular component: cytoplasm. Bases 146 to 958 code for a protein of 270 amino acids. The record is from RefSeq and is a predicted model, not a curated record. Gene Ontology annotation, molecular function: ubiquitin protein ligase activity. The transcript is spliced from 2 exons. Lineage: Eukaryota; Viridiplantae; Streptophyta; Magnoliopsida; Apiales; Apiaceae. Gene Ontology annotation, biological process: protein ubiquitination.
ACAUUCUACUCUUAAGGCCAUCCUUUUCUGUAUUGUUCACAAAAUUUUCACCUAUAAAACCUUCCAUCUCAAUUCUCUGUUUCAAAGAUUUAAGGACCUUCUCUUCUUGAUCUCGUCUCUUAACCAAACAACAAACUUCAGCACAAUGUCUUUGCCCCCUCGUCCUCGUGUUGUCGUAAAUGGAGUCCAGAGAAUGAGAAGAAACCAUUACUACUGGUGUCCACAUUGCCAAAGAACAAUACGGUUGCCCACUUCUCAAAUUUGUUGCCCCCUUUGCCUAUGCGACUUAUGGUACGAGUUUGAUGUGUCAAGACCUAGGGGUCUGUUGGAUGUCUAUGGAUCAUCGAGACGCGCUGCACCUGCUGCAUUAGACUACUUAAAUCUCAUGCUGGAGCCAAACUCAUUCCAUCCACUUAAUCUUAAUUAUGAGAGCAGAUUUGAUGACAUUGUUCUUCGGGUGGGAGGACCUCCUCGGCCUCCAAGAUACGUCCCUCCACGCGAAACCUUGCAUGUUCAGGAGGAACCUGCAGAGCCUUCAGUGGAUGAAGUGAUGGAAGAAUUGAGGCCAGGGCCAGCUCCAGCACCAGCUUCUGCCAUUGAAGGAUUACCUAUACUGACUCUUGGACCGUCGCAUUUGAUCAGUGACUCUCAUUGUCCUGUUUGUAAAGAUGCAUUCGAAGUUGGUGGGGAAGCAAAAGAGCUACCUUGUAGACAUUUCUACCAUUCAGAUUGCAUCGUUCCUUGGCUGCAUCUACAUAAUUCAUGUCCAGUAUGCCGAUAUCAGCUACCAGACGAUCCCUCAAACAAUGACGACCGAGAUGAUCAAUAUCCUACACAAGCAGCCAGAAACUCGGUGAACUGGAGUUGGAGGCAAGUAUUACACUUACUGUGGCCUUUCAGUUUGCUCUCUAAUUGGAGAUCUGCUCCUAGAGAUAGUCCGUGGUGGACGAUUUUUUAGCUAGCUCUCGCUUUCCGUCACCAUGGCCAGGUAAGUUUAGACCAAAGUACCACUUAUGGUGGAUACUUGGCUCACUGUCAUUUAUAUAUACCUUGGACUUGUUCUAGAAUGUCAAGUACAAAACUAUAAUUGCAGUGACAACUGACAACAAUGUAGAGGGACAGAGAUGCAGUUCUUGUGUUUUGUUUUCUUAACUAAUCCCUCUUGCAGGUGUUGUGUUUCGCUUUGUGCAGAUAAUUAACCUCUCUGUAAGUAAUGCAGUUUUGUUUGCAAAGCUUGCAUAUAGCUUAUACAGAUCUCCAUCAAACUCGACGAUUGGCCACAAACACUAGAUGCUCCAACUCUAAUCUGUCUCGGUCGAAAUUCAGAAUAUGCACUGUGUAAUCAUUUCAUGUAUUGUUAUCUACCAUUUCACUCAACACGUCUGUGAACUACAGUUAUGUUCGAAAUAUAGAACAGUCGAAGUUUCUUUGCUUUUGUAUAUGUUUUGCUAAACCCGCAGUGCAGAUGCUCAAGAAGAACUCUUACAAUUUACAUUUACUUUAUACUACUAGGUCUCCUUGAACUACUGCACCGGAGCACUAGUCUGGGAUAACCAACAUCUUCACUUAUUCCCUUAGGGAAAACUUUCGGAUGUUUACAUGUUAUGAGGAUGUAUGAUAGAAGGCCUGCCACUUUUUGGCUUCAACCUACAACUUCUUCAUUUUUUUUUUUGUAAAUUUUA